Molecule: messenger RNA, 909 nt
Organism: Hevea brasiliensis (rubber tree)
Lineage: Eukaryota; Viridiplantae; Streptophyta; Magnoliopsida; Malpighiales; Euphorbiaceae
Product: probable LRR receptor-like serine/threonine-protein kinase At3g47570
Exons: 4
Coding region: 1-909 (302 amino acids)
Biological process (GO): protein phosphorylation
Molecular function (GO): ATP binding; protein kinase activity
Source: RefSeq, a predicted model, not a curated record
AUGGGAAUCACUUAUGUUGCAUUUGGAAUGCAUACAUUCUCAAGUUAUGGUGUUGAAAGGAUACCCUCUUACUACUGGGUCCUGGUUGGAGUUGCAGAAGGGAGCUGGGCUGAUGAGAUAUUGAAAGAAUUAAGAUUUCCCUGGAUGAAGGGUAUUUGUAACCAUUAUGUUUUGGAAGAUACAAUUGGGCAGCACAUUUCCUAUUAUAGAGGAGCUUGGAUAAUCUAUGAGGAAAACAGAUUGUUGUUGGAUCAUAUAUUUACGUACACUGCAGAGCUCCAAGGAAAAUUAGAGCUCCAAGGAAAAUUUGCAUUGGAAUAUGUCAAUUUAUCUUUCAAUAAUUUUGAUGGUGAUGUUCCCACCAAAGGAGUUUUUGCAAAUGCUAGUGCAAUAUCAGUUGCAGGAAACAGUAUGCUUUGUGGAGGUAUACUAGAGCUACAUUUGCCAAGAUGCCCUGUUGAAGCAACAAAGAGGAGCAAACUGCGUCUUGUCAAAAUAGCUGUGGUCGUCAUUUCAAUUGUUUUUGGCAUUACUAUACUGUCAACUGCCACGUAUUAUAGGUUCAGGAAGAAGAAAAGGGAGCAAUCACCUACUUCCUUGCAAAUAAGGUCAUUUCAGAAGAUUUCAUAUGAAAUGAUUCUUAAGGCAACUGAUGGGCUCUCUUCGGCAAAUUUGAUUGGUGUGGGAAGCUUUGGGUCUGUCUAUGAAGGUACAUCUGUGGAGGAUGGAGCAAUCUUUGCAGUGAAAGUACUCGACCUUCAACAACGAGGUGCUUCAAAGAGUUUUAUGGCGGAGUGCAAAGUCUUGAGAAAUGUACGUCAUCGAAAUCUUGUCAAGAUAAUAACGUCUUGCUCCAGUGUUGAUUUCCAAGGAAAUGAUUUUAAGGCACUUGUUUAUGAGGGCUUUUGA